Molecule: messenger RNA, 825 nt
Organism: Fonsecaea erecta
Lineage: Eukaryota; Fungi; Ascomycota; Eurotiomycetes; Chaetothyriales; Herpotrichiellaceae
Exons: 2
Coding region: 1-825 (274 amino acids)
Cellular component (GO): plasma membrane
Source: RefSeq, a predicted model, not a curated record
AUGGCCCGACUCUCGACUUCUCCCGUCGGGUUGCUGGUUGGCUGCGAGAUUUUUACCUCCGCCGCUUUGAUUCUGUUCGCUAUCGCCCUAUGUGCGGGCAUGUCGCCCGGCUCGCUGGAGGAGCUGGCGAUAUUGACGACACUCACAGAGGUCGAUAUCAGUGCCUUGACCAACUCUACCUUGCGCAGCAGCACCCUGGCGACCACAGACUGGCACGACCUGCACUACCUCUCCAACUGCUCGGGCAUGUGGAACAGGCACCUGGCACGGGCGGGCAAAAACCGCAGCACCGUCACCUGCACGUCCCAGAGCGCUGGAUACACCUUCUCGCUGGCGCAGAUCGUCGGCGGCGGCGAUGCGGGACAGCAGCUUCUGGCUCUGAAUACCCAUCACCGCCUCACGCUGGACACCAAAGCCCCGUUCGUCCUGCUCGCUCUGGGAAUCGCCAGCAUGGGGCUCACCGUCCUCAGCUUCCUCUACGGCAUUUUCGUAUUGCACGCCAUUGCCCGGCAAGGAGGACGGCGGGGCAGGAAAGAGAUGCCCCUCGUGGUCCUGCGCUUCGGGUUCAUUCUGUGCAUCGCCUCGACAAUCCUGCUGACCAUCUCGUCGGCGAAGAUCACUGCGUCGGCAGGUAAGAUGGCGGGCAGGGUCCAGGUCGGCGGUCGGAGAAAUAUCCACGCGUGGAUGGACGCCAGGUUCUAUGCGGUCACCUGGGUCGGCAUGGCGUUUGUCUGGACAGCCUUGGGACUGGUGGUUGCGGCAGCCUUCAAGAUUGCGGACGUGCUGGAGGAGGAGAAGGUAGUCCAGAAGGGCAGAUCCAGGUAG